Messenger RNA from Caenorhabditis auriculariae, 9374 nucleotides. The record is from the annotation of a GenBank genome assembly. Lineage: Eukaryota; Metazoa; Nematoda; Chromadorea; Rhabditida; Rhabditidae.
AUGAAUGAAGAUACCUCCAAGUUUGGAAAAAAGGGAAAAGACCAUCUUGAGAAAGACGAGAAGAACGAUAAAAAGUGGGCAUUUGGCGGCGGCUCUGACGAUGAGUUGAAAAAAGCGGCCGCCGACUCACCAAAGAGACGGUGAGAACUCGCGCCUUUCCUGGCAAUUCGCCCGGGAAAAUUUGCGGGCAACUACUUUGUUCCGAAGCAAAUGAGUCAUUUACUCACAACUUGUUGAAAAAUUUUCGAAAAUGAACUCUUCGGGGAAAAGCUUUUUAGGUAGGCACAUCGUAAGGAAGGUCGUUUAACCUUGCAUUUUUUUAAGUUUUUCUUAAAAAAAAAUAAAAAUUUUUUAUUUUUCCUUUUUAAGGACUUUUUUUAAGAACCCAAAGUUGAUACAACUGGGCGCUAGUAAAUCGUAAUAAAUUUCUAGGCAAUAUUCGAAAAUUUCGAAGUACAGAUUAAAUUCCUUGACAAAAAAAUUUUUAGAGUAUUUUUUUGUAAGAUUAGAAAGCUCUUCAUUUAUAAAUUACCUUGUUCACAGACUCAUUUCAUUAUUUUUAAUAAACGCCUGAUAAAUGAAACGCUACGUGUUUUUUUCUUCUACCCAAGUUGAUAAUUUAGAACAAACCUGAGACUUUUGCUGCACUUUCUGUCCUACAUGGAAGUCCUACAUCAUUUUUCAUGGUAGGCGAACUUAACUGAGCUUUCAACCUGAAAUAAUUGAUGAUAAAAAAAGGCUAUGACCGCGGUGCGAAGCAAAUAAAUUUAAAAAAAAAAAAACUAUAUAAAAAAAUUUUUUUCAAAUCUAAAUUCUGCAAUUUGAAGCUUGGAUUGUAAAUGUCGUGAACUAUUGCGCAUUUUGUGCAAAUGUGUACGCGUAUCUUUCCUCUACAGCGAUGGGCUGAGAAUUAAAAUUUUUCAAAAUUCUUGCUGCUCAUCCGUGACGUCAUGAUCGAUAAUUAAUUGACCUAACUUCAUUAAAAAUUUUUGAAAUUGAAAAACAAAAAUGGACAAAAAUACGACAAAAUCACGGCUAGGAUCCAUUUCUCCUUUAUUUUUAUAGCCUCGGCUAUCAUGACUUCUCGAGCGGAAACCAUAUAGCUUUUUUUAUAGGCUAUAACUUUGGAAGCUAACUUCCGUCCCGGAGAACUUUCUCUUUUUUCUCUCCGAAAGAGUAGAAAAGAUGGAGCUGAAAUGAUAUUUUGCAAGAACUUUUAAUUAUAGUCUUUCAACAGGUCUUACUUGUUUUUUUCCAAAAUCUGUGCAAUCAGAAAGCCGAUUUCAUAAUUUACUCAAUAUUGUUAUUAAAUUUGUCUUUGAUGUCCUUCAGUCCAAAAACGAUUCCAACGAUCAGGUUGCAAGACGAGUUCAUCUGAGCCGUCGCCUUAAUUAGUGUUCUUCAUUCGUUUCUUUAUAUCUUCUCUUACCUCUUUUCUGCAGCAGAUUCAAGGAAAAUGUUUUGUCAACUUGGUUUUUUAGUUUUUAUCAGCGAUAAUCCCCGAUUGCGAUCGUGACCUUAUGUUUCGUUAUUUAAGGUUCGGUUUCUGCAGUUCUCGACCAGAUUGAGAAGCCUAAGCCAUAAUAAAAUUCACGUUUUUGAAAUUUUUCCUUUUUUUAUAACUUCAAAAAAACUUAUAUUUCAAGUUUCAGCAGGUGUGCGAUUUGAUAACUUUAUUUGAUACAAAAUGACGUUGUUAGUCUAAAUCUGAAGACAAAACUGUUCUAAACCUUCUAGAAAAAUAGUUAUACGUCUUUUAAUGAUUUUCCCAUUUUGAAAAUUUCGAUUUUUAUAAUUUCAAAUCGUUAUAUUUCCAGUUCUAGGAGGUGUGCAGCUGAGAUUUCCAGCUCAUUUCAAUCCUCAGGAUGUCCUUUAUCGAUUUUGAUAGGUCUCGACCAGAUUCGUUACCAUGACCUAAAAAUCAAAACUGAAAAAAUCCAUUCCGUGUAAAAUCUUCACUCGAAGUGGUCGCUCUCAUUCUGAGGCUUCCACCUAGAGCACGGUCUCCGGGCUCCAGCUCAACAUCCACAACAUUCUGAGCUCGUCAAGGCGCAACUGGAUGGACUACGCGCAGAAGGACGAGACGAAGGACCGUAAGACCAUGCUUUCAACUCUUUCGACUACACGUUUGGACUUCUAGUUCGCCAAAGGCGGUUGUUCGUUAUAGCUUUGAAAGUUCUUGUUCACCGCCUAGUCGAUUACAUCAGACUAAAACAACAAAAUAAAUGAUUUGAUUGAUUGAUUGAAAGGGGUUAGACUGCAAAAUUUUCAUUUUUUAACCUCAUCAGCAAGUUCGAUUUGGCUCUAUUAUUUUUCUACAACAAGACAAAAAAGAAUUGAAAAACCGCGGAAAAAAAACUAGAGAGCCCAAAAAUUAAAAAUUUUAGAGUUCAAAAAUUUUUUUGUGUCUCCACUAGCUCUACCUUUUGCGUCAUGUGACCCAAACUCGAAUGCUGAGCAGGGUAACCCCGCCGUGCUAACACGGGGUCUCAGCGGGUGCCCCCGUAUUAAACCCGUAAAAGCCCAGCUGAUAGAACUUUUGGCAAUUUUUAGCCCAACUGAGACCCCGCUUUAGCACAGCUGGGUUACAUAUUUUUCUUACACCCGUUGUUCCCCCGUUUUAGCCCAACUGAGACUAAAAUAACCUCAGAAACACGGGUUUAAUACGGGUACACCCGUUGAGACACCUGAUCAGCAUGCGAGAAGUUUUAUUCAAAAAAAAUUGCAUUCUUUGAAAAAAAAAAACGUGAGCCCAUUUUCUUGACGAAAAAAAAUAACCUUCACGAUAAACCACGUGGCAACGUGUCAUUUCUUAUUUUAUGACCUGGGAUCAAUCAUCAUUUCUCCUUUCCACACGAUUCCGUCUCGCUUCUUCAACGUCAAGAUAAGUUUUGAGCCUUCAUAAAAGUUCUAACUGUCAAAAUAGUUUUCUGAGUUAUAAGCGCUAGUAGAUUAGGCCCGCGGGACUCCCGGAGUGCCGAUCCUUUUUGCUUGCAAACUGGAUACGCAAAGUCAAGCUGAAGCCCAUUCCAGUGGCCGAAGCAGAAACUGUUGGCAGCGCGAUGCUGACAAAGCGAUGAUGGGACCCCCGCGGAAAAUGCCGUCACGGCCUUCGGCGUCUAGGAUUAGUUAUGACAAGGCCGAGCGGAGCUCUAGCGCACCGCCUAGUUAGUUCUUCUGAAUGCAUAAAGCUUUCCUAACUUACUUAAGAAUUUACAUAGCUAAUCAGUCGAAAAAUUGUGAUUCUAAUGAUGAAAUCGACUUGCUUUUUUCAAUCUUGAACUUAUUGCAGAUGCUUACAACGAACUUGACCGGAUCAGUCCAUGAAGGCUCAACGACAACUUCAAAUAGUGCAGUUUGAUAUCUAAACAAUUGUUUUUCAAUCACUUUUCCUUCAGAAAAGACGUCUGGAGGAAACCACUUCGAGUUGGAAAAUGAAUCUUUCAACUACUAAUGGAACACUUGACGCGAGGUUUGAACAUUUUAAAAUUUUUAUGAUGAAAAAAAAGCGCUUAACAUUAUGAAUAUUGAAUUAAACCCAGAAAAACCUUGAUCCGACAGCAUAGGCAAAGUCGGAAAGGGGGCUCUACAGAAAAUUCCCUUUUAGGGUCACAAAAGAUCUUUUUUUGCUUUUUUUGCGCCAUUUCAUCGGUUCUUAUGCACAAUUUUUGCUGCCUCUCUCUUUUUACACUAUUUCUUGAGCCCUUAAGAUUCCAGAAACAAUAUAAGGCUCGAUGAAGGGAUCCUUUGUCUGCCGUUUUGCGGCCUUUUUUGAUUCUCUCCUUUUUAACGGCCAUUAUCCACCAUUUCGACUUUGCCCGAGAUAUAUAAACAUUUAGAAAAAAGUGGUUGUUAGAAACCCUCAGGCCAAACUCGGGGGUUUCAAUUUAGUUUUUACACAUUUUUUGCGAUCGCGAUGAAUAAUAGACUAUGAUUCAAGACCGCAGACACUCUGGCUGCGGAAAAAAUAGUUUAACUUUAUAGCUGAUUUACGGCUGGCUUGAACCAUCUUGAAAAGGGUCCUGCCACGAAAAGAGAACACAUCCUGGUUGGUGGAGAGCGCAGACAGGCCACGUCUUUUUGCGUCCCAAGCUAGCCGUGAAUCGUCUAUACGAGCAGCUCUUUUUUGAUUCACUUUUGUAUUUACACUAGCGAAAAUGAGUAAUUUUUUUUGUUUGGUUUUUUCGGUCAUAACUUCGUUGAAAAUUAUUUUCGGCCAGAAAUUUUAAAGAAGUUUGUUGUUAAAAGCGAUUUUUUGAGCCUGAAAUUUUUCAAAAGUGAAACGAAGAAGUUUGAGAAAAGAUCCCAAUGAGCGUGUUAUACAAACUUAUCGAGUCAAUGUCCCGAAGUUUCUGUUUUCAAAUCCAAUCUUCUUUUUUUUUCGAUUUGAUGAGCAUUCAAAAAAGAAUCUUUUCGGAGUUAUUUUUUUGGAAUCGGUUCAAAACUCUAAUUCAAAUCAUCAAUAACAUCAUUUUACUUCAUUGGUUGGAAUUUCAGGUCAAAAUUAUUGUUUUUGAAAAAGUUACAGACGAAAACCAAAAAAAUACUCACCCAUUUUCGCCACUAUAUAUCCUCUUUUUCCGCAUUUGAAAGCCUUUUAUCUUCGAAAAUUCAGUCAAUAGCGAUGAUGAAAACUCCGCCUUCCUUACUCAACGUGGCGACGACGGUUUCAAACUCAAGACGGAAGUCGAUCAACUGGGAGGACGGCUAAACAAAAACAGGUACCAGCCCAAUGCUCUUAAAAGCAGCGGAGGGUUUUUUUUUCCCGUGUUGAAUUGCAAAGGAUAAAAUAUAUAACAGUGAAUUCACAAUGGCUCAAAGGCAAAUUGUUUGUGACCUGGUUAAAGCAGGCUUGUGCGGGUCCAGAUUGUCAACCUAUCGGCCUCAAUACAUUCCACAACUUUUGAUAGACUUCAAUGAAACAAGCGAAAAGUAACUUUUCCGUAAAAAUUUCAAGUUAGGAUGAACAUUUUUUUGAUGAAGUUUGAGAACUUUUUUUGAAGCCUGGCUUAGUCCGAGCCCGCGCAAGCUUUAUUGCUUUGGCCUUCAGCUGCUCGGACCUCUGUAACUCAAAUCAAACUCGUCCCGGACGUUUCUUAGAAGUCCUGGUUGACGUUGCGGUUUGCUGUACCGAGGUCCGGGCUUGUGCGUCUUGCUCGGAUAAUUUUCGCCAAUUUUUUUUUGAAGCUAGGCCAGGCUUCGAAAAAUUUUGAAACUUCUUUUUGAAAAAAUUGUAUCCAAACUCGAAUUUUUCACCAAAAAACGCAUAUUUCCAAAUUCGUAGUUUUAUAAUAAUAAUAAUAAUUUAUUCACAGAUCAGUGUGAACCCCAACGAGUUCACUUUGAUCUACAAUUUAAAUAAGGAAAAAAAGUUGAAGUAAAAAAACAAAAAAAUUGAAAUCAGUUAAGUCUUGGUGGAGUAGAGGUAAAAAAAUUCGUUGCGAGGUAAAACGACCAAUAAUUUUUUUCAAAGAAUUAGGUGGAAGAGUGAACUGAUAUUUGGAUGUAAGUUUAUUCCAAAUAGGAAUCGUUUUGAAGAAAAAAAGUUGUUAGAAAAACUGACCUUGAGAACGUAGCCGAAGUGGAUUUCGCCUUAAAUUGGAUCUGAGGGCAAAAUUUUUCGAAUUGAGGAAAGUGAUCAUGACCAGAAAACAAAUUUUUUUGGAGAGUGAGGAGGUCAGAAAUAACUCGUCUAAUGUACAGUGGGGUUUGUUGAAAUUGCUCUAGACGAUCUGAAUAGGAAUCAAAGGAUAGGUUCGACCUAAUGUAAACUUUGCGGGAAAAAAUUCUGAGUGGGGAUUCAAGCUUGUAGCAAAGGUCAGAGUUAAUAGGUGGGUUAAAAACUUCAGAACAAUAUUCCAAUAUAGGUCUGACGUAGGUGUUGAAAAUUUGAAACAGAAGAGCCGGAGAUUUUGUACGAAAACAAUGCAGAAUUUGGUUGGAUCUAAGCGUUGCAAGAGAAACAAUAUUAUUAAUGUGCGGAGCAAGAGUGAGUUUCUCAUCGAUUAGUACACCAAGAUCACGUACAACAGAUUUAUGAGGGAUGGGAACUCCAUUAAUCAAAUAAAUAGUUUUAGGAUUGUGAGGGCCCAGGUGAAUAGCAAAUGUUUUGUUAGCGGCAAGGGGCAAGCCCCAGGUAGAUGACCAUUCAAAAAUAGAGUUUAUACUAUGUUGGAGAGAUUCUGGGUUAGAACCGUAAAUUUUAAUGUCAUCCGCAAAUAGUGAGAUGGAGGUUUCAGGGUCGAUCAAGUUAACAAUGUCGUUGAUAAAUAUCAAGAAAAGCAAAGGCCCAGAUACAGUACCUUGGAGGACACCAGACGUAUUAGCAUAAUUAAAAGUAGAUCGAGAACCAUCAAUGAGCACAGUAGAGCAACGAUCAGACAGAAAGUUUUGUUUCUGUUGAACUUUGAGUAUAAAAAAUAACCAGAAACAUUUUUUUGUCGUAAAAAAAGCUGAUGUUCGACUUGGAGAAACCUUAAGCUUUUUGGGCUUGUUUUUGCUUGAGGUGAUUUAACCAUUAUGCUGACGAGCCGGCCCUCGCACAACUCUGUCUAAGACCUCGGUAACAAAAAUCGAGAGCGCUCUGAACGUUUUUGAGAAUUUCUGGGACAUGUCUGGGCAUUUUUUCUCGUCAUAUUUUUAAACUGACAAGAUUUCAAGCAUUGAACGAACACCAAAAAGAAUGAAAUACGACAAAAGAAGAUACCGCCGUGUUUAAAGCAAUUUCCACAAACUGUCUGAAGAAUUUUUUUGAAUUUCGCGGAAUCACGGGGAAUGAAAAACCCCCAAAAAGAAGAGAAAAAUCGGACAUUGGUAACGCGAAUCGGACGUGUUGGGGUAUUUCUUCUAGUGAUCACUUUAGUAGCGUCAGUAUUCCUAAUGACCCUUAGAAUUGCUCAGGAACGCCCGCAGCACGUCCGUUUUGCGUUAUCAAUGGCCUACUCUACUGAAAUCGUGCAAAGUGCAGUGCCUAUGCUGGCAUUCUGCAAAAAAAGUUGCUUGCAUUCCGCAGAUCAGAGCUUUGUAUUUUUCCCAGAAGAAUCUCGCAUUUCGCAUUUCUUUUUGGGCUCACUUUUGUACAGACGAAAAAAAGUGCAAAAUGCGAGGUACUUCUGUGCGAAAUGCAAAGCACGGAUUUGCAAAAUGCAUGAAUCGUUUUUGCAGAAUGCCUUUAUAAAUUCCGAAAUUGGUCUUUGGCUGGAAAUGUGUUCAAAUAUUUGCACGAAAUCAUGGUUUUUUAAUGAUCUUGCAAGGUUUUAUUUUUUCGAAAUCAGGUAGGUAUUUUUUCUUCAUUAUUCAGCCGUACUUCAACCUUUGCUUCUGGGAUGGAACUCAGACAUUCAUUUUCACUCUGAGAAUGCUAAUUUGACGUCUUUUUAAAAGUUUCUAUUGAAUACCAAUUACCCUUUCCGACGUGUGUUGACACUCGUGCCCUCUCUUCCUCAUUUUUCUCAUUUUACAAGGAAUGAUUCUGAAAGCUCUCUAGAGGCCUUCUGAAGAAGAACUGAAGCUCUUGAACUUUUUUCCGAACUUUUUACUCUUUCCUUUGAAAUUUCAACAGCUCUCUACUUUCUUCCUUUUUCAAAACUUUCCCUCUCUUCUGAAAUAAAAGUUUUUUGAAAGCCUCACCCUUGCCAGCUCCUUCAAAGUUUUUCCUUUUCAAUCUUUCUUUUUUCUGGAAGAAACAAAAUUUUUUGAGAGCGUCUCCAAAUUUCGCUCAACUUUUUUUCUUGUAAAAAUAAUUUUUAAAGGCUUAUGGUCAGUAAAAACGGGUUUUGAGAUCGAGGAAAUGCUUUUUGAGUUUUUUAUUAAUUGUCGGCGGGAAUCAUAACUAUUUUCUUUUUCCAAAACCAGGAACUCCUGUAAACUCUCGAUUAAACGCAUUAAAGAGCUCUACAAAAUGGGAAAUUUAUCUCAGAACCCAUUUCUUACGGCUCAUAUUCCUUCAAGCUUGUUAUGAAUCUUCUCCGAGUCUUUUUCCGCAUUUUUUCCAUUGAUUCUUGUCCAAAAAGCCUUUUGAAAUUAGUUAUAGAUUCUGCGUAAUUUUCUUUCUUGUAGCAACAGCUUUGAAGCUUGCUUUGGACUUUCCCGGAGAACUUUCUCUCAUUUUUUGAAGAUUUCCUGUCCAAAAAACUUUCUGAGGUCGGCUCUAGAUACAUCGGUACUUAUUUUUCUGUGAAAACAACCUUUGAACUUUUUCAAUCUUGUAAAGUUAAUUAUUUUUUUCAUGAUCUAGGCUAUCUCCUUUGAUCACAUUUUUUUUUUCAAUUCUUGUCCAAAGAGGUCAUAGAAGUUAGCUAGAGAUGCUGCAGUUCUUUUCUCCUUGGAAGGACAGCCUCUUUGAAUUUUCUGAGCUUUUCCCGAGCGUUUUUUGCAUCUUAUUCAUCAUUUCCUGUUCAAAAAUGUUUUCAGAGGUCGACUCCGAAUGCUGCUCAACUUCUUCCUCGCCGCCCUGCUCCUGUUCGUUGCCUGCAGCGGUUUGAACAUCAACGACCCGUCGAGAUUAAUGGUUCGUCGCUUCUCAGUGUAAAAAUCAAAGAGCACGUAUAGAAAGCGAAAACAAAGCCAGUGUUCUUUUAGAUUUAUCUAGACAUUAGAAUAUUUAAAAGAUGCAUUGUUUCAGUAUAAUUUUUUUAAUCACAUUGAAAUAUUUUCUCAUUAAAAAAGAAUUUUGAAGGCCAGGCUGACUAAUUUCUGGUCCAAUCAUAUUUUUAGUGGCUAAAAGCCUCUUAACUGAAAAAAAAUGAAAAUCUUUCCAAGGUAUCAAGACGAUGAGUCUUAUUUCGGAGUGGUCUCUAUAGGGCCUCGAAGGCUCCUUUCUAAAUAACACAGUACGUCCCCAAAGGGGCCACUAAAGCUUUCUGAAGUGGCCCCUAUAGAGGAAAUUUUAUCGUUUUGAACUAUAUGAGAAAAAUUUUUCAUAAACUAUAUCAAUCAGCGUUGUUUGAAUAAAACCAGUGGAUAUAUUGGUCGAUUUUAUUUUUAUUUUCAAAUCUUAACAAAAAAACCCUAUAGGGACCACUUGAGUUUUAGGGGCUAAGAGAUAGGAUCCUAAACCCCUAUAGGGACCACCUUAAUUUCACCCCUACAGAGGGGGCUACUUCCUUUAACCCCUAGAGGGGCCACUAUGGCGUUCCUAAGUUUAAUAUCAUUUUUUCCCAUGAAUGACUUCUUCCCAGCAGAAAAUUGUGAAAAAUGAACUAAAAAAAAGAAGUUCAUCCAGCUCAUCCUUUUUUGAUCGUUUCGUUGGUGGGUCAAGGUAAACAAUGGUGACUCAGGUGAUGGAUGGGCGCGAGGCGGAGCCCGAGGUGCAACUGCUGAAGCGAAACUCCCUGCUCGACAACCUCUACAACAUUGGCUAUUAUCGCUACUGA